CUAAGGUCAGCACCGUGUGCCCCAACAGCAACUGCUAUGGGAGACAGCAGCGGUCCACACCGUUUCACGAACUAUUUGCAACCAGCCAAUCAGCAGCAAACCACUCCGAAUAUGAUCGUACAGCAGCACCGUCACUUUCAGCACCAGUGCCGUAUAUGUGGAGUAAAUGAAGGGCUUCGACGGUGCAGCCGAUGCCAGAUUGCGUACUACUGUUCGGUCGACCAUCAGCGGAUAGACUGGAAGGUGCACAAAACCGAGUGCCGCUCUAUACAGUUGCCACCACAGCAGCAAACGUCCACAAUGGUCGCCGCUGCAUCGAUGCAGCUCCAACAACAGAAUCGGCAAACACUCAGUGCACUAUAUCCGACCGUUGCAAGCGAUGGACAGCAGCUGGGAAAUGUGUUCAUGCCAUCUGCCGCCGUCUCAACCGAAGGCAGUAGCAGUUUUUGUGUACGUGCAGAAAUGCCACUUCCGAACUGCAGCACCAACACCAUCAACGGUGGGUUUGUUUCACAGGCAGCAAAUGUAAACAUCGCUGCACACCCUUCACUAACACAGCCGUUCGCAGAUCAGAAUGCGUCUUCUGCUAUCGGAACAGUCGUUACCCACCAGCCUACCGCGACCUCCGUUGCUGUUCCGAUGUACAACGGCGGGGAGUCCACGGGAGCGACGACGUGCGCGCGAACGCAGCAACCGAUGAUAGCCUCCGAUGGCAGCGACAGUGGCGACGAGUUUCUGAACGAGCUCGCAGUUUCAAAGUUGUUUCCGAUCGAUGCGCUCGCGUCUGCCGAGGAGCUCGCCGAUCUAGACCAGCUCGACGUGGAUCAUAUACUGAACGAGAACAAUUUUCUCAACAAUAUUAACAAUCUGAACGUGUUUGACGGUACCGAACAGCAGCAACAGCCGGAACAGUUUAUCGAGUCGGAUUUUGUAAUCACCGAAAACGUACAGCAGACAACAGACAACAACAAUCGAUUCGAUAUCGAUCUUAGCGGUUCGGACGCGUUGUUCCUGAACAAUAAUUAUAACUUUGUUCUUAACAAUCCCGCCGUAGUACCCGGUGGUGACGGUUGCGAAAGUAACCCCGACCAACCAGCAGUGGUAGUGCUCGAUCAAAGUAAUCCGUCAUCGUACGCGGGAAGAACGGCGAAAAUGCAGCUAGCCCAAUCGGGUGGUAGUGUGAUGUUGCUACAGCAACCGCAGCAGCAUCAACAAAAGCAGCAGCUUGAUCAACGUGCAUCAUCCAAAGCGCAGCAGCACCAGCAGCAACAAUUGGCCGCACUGAUCCGGCAGGCCAGCAGUGCGGUAGUGGAUGGACCAACGUUAGCGAAAGUCGAUCAACUGAAGCAGGACAUACGUAAGGGAAGGACUCCCCAAGUUUCGAAUUUUAGUGCAACCAGCAAUGGAAAGUCCGCUUCCGAUUCUCCGGGUGUUGUAUCGACUGUGAGUAGUGGUGAUGCUGUGUCGCAUCCUGCCGCUAGUGAGGGUGGCGGUGUUGCUGCCGAAGUGUAUGAGUUGGACUGUGAAAAUUUAGACGAAGCCUGCCGCAGUUUGAUACGCGAUAUGAAUGAGUACGGGGUGUGUGUGUUGGACAAUUUUCUUGGCCAAGAACGGGGCCUGCAGGUGCUGGACGAGGUUACCGGAAUGUAUUCGUCCGGGGUGUUUAAGGAUGGGCAGCUAGUUUCGAACCGCGUUGGAAACAAUCUGCGCCACAUACGGGGAGAUAAAAUUACCUGGAUCGGUGGAAAGGAACCCGGUUGCAGCAGCAUCGGAUACCUUAUCAAUCGUGUUGAUGCAGUUAUUACCAAUUGCAAGCGGAUGGAGAACAAUGGCAAACUUGGCCGGUAUAAUAUCAAAGAGCGAACAAAGGCUAUGGUCGCCUGCUAUCCUGGGUCUGGAUCGCAUUACGUGAAGCACGUCGACAAUCCCAACAGUGACGGACGCUGUAUUACCGCCAUCUACUAUCUCAAUCUCGAUUGGGACGUACGGGAAAGCGGUGGUUUGCUCAGAAUUUUCCCGGAAGGAUGUAACGACCGUGUGGCCGACAUUGAACCAAUCUUUGACCGCAUCCUGUUCUUCUGGUCGGAUCGGCGAAACCCGCACGAAGUUCAGCCAGCUCAUCGCACCCGGUACGCCAUAACGCUUUGGUAUCUGGAUGCGGAGGAAAGGGAAUCGGCCCGGUUGCGAUACCAGCAGGACUGUGAGAAACGAUUAAAGGCUUAG
This is a messenger RNA of Anopheles maculipalpis, 2223 nucleotides long. RefSeq lists its product as uncharacterized. Gene Ontology annotation, cellular component: nucleus; cytoplasm. The record is from RefSeq and is a predicted model, not a curated record. Gene Ontology annotation, biological process: cellular response to hypoxia; peptidyl-proline hydroxylation to 4-hydroxy-L-proline. Lineage: Eukaryota; Metazoa; Arthropoda; Insecta; Diptera; Culicidae. Gene Ontology annotation, molecular function: peptidyl-proline 4-dioxygenase activity; ferrous iron binding; L-ascorbic acid binding. The transcript is spliced from 5 exons. Bases 37 to 2223 code for a protein of 728 amino acids.